AUGGAUUAUACAACUCGCCUCUUCUCUCACGGUCCAGAUGAUGCGUCCGCGGACCGUCCGGCCUUGGUGGACGCCGACUGCCCGGCGCGCCACAUCUCGCGGCGCCAAUACAAGUCUGCCGUAAAACGCAUAGCCGUCGGUCUUGCAAAUCUCGGCGUGGCAGACCAGGACGGUGUCGGGCUUCUCAGCGACAAUGACAUUUACUAUUAUGUUCUCGGCGACGGCGCCGUGGCCGCGGGCGCCGUAUACGCCGGCAUCCCAACCUUUGUCAAGCAGGCCGAGCUGGCCACCGCCAUCCAGACUGCUGGGAUCAAGUGGCUAUUUGCCGCGCCCGCGUUUCUGGAGCUCGCCCUGGCCACGGUGCACGACCUGGGCCUGCCGUCAAGCAUGGUGCUCGUCUUUGACCCCCCGGGCCUGGAGCCCUACACCGGCGCGCAGGCCAGCUUGAGCAAGCUCAUGCACGGCGCGGACGAAGCGAGCUUCCGCAAUGCUAACGAGGGCAAGGACCCGGCGACGCGUGAAGCUUUUCGCUUCUUCACGAGCGGGUCGACAGGGUCAGUCAAGGCGGCCAUCAUCAGCCACCAGGCGUCCGUUGUACGAGCCAACCUCGUUUCCUCCAUGCCCGGCAUGGACAAGCCUUUCUUGCUCAUGAUUGGCAUGUUUCACAUCAGCGGCAUUUUGCUUCACAUGGGUGCCUGCGUAGGCGGCUAUUCUGGCUACAUUUGCAAAGGCGAUGACGCGACUACCGUCAUUGACAAGAUCCAUUCGCUGGGCAUUGGCGCCACCAUGAUCACCCCCCGACUCAUGGAAACCAUGACCGCGUUGCCUGACUCGGCUGAGCUGCGUCGCCGCUUGGCCUCGCUACAGCAAGUUUCCUUUGCCGGGGCGCCUUGCCGACAAGAAACCGUCACCAGCAUCAGGAGGAUGCUCCCCGACAACGCGAAGCUGAUGACUGGGUAUGGUGCAACCGAGUUGCCCGGGAUUUGCUCAAUCGUAAUUGAUGACAACUGGGUUACUGGCUGUGUAGGCCGGGUCGCAUCUUGCACGACUGUUAGGAUCGUGGACCCCGACACUCUACAAGAGGCGCCACCCGGUGCCGCUGGAGAGGUAUGCGCUCGCAGCCCAGCCUCGUUCAGCGGAUACUACAACAAUGCAGAGGCAACCGUAAAGGCUUUUCUACCAGGCGAGCCUGGCUGGGUUCGCACAGGCGACAAGGGUAUUGUAGACCCGGAUACAGGCCUUCUCACGCUGCUGGGACGCUUCAAGGAAAUCUUCAAGGUUCGGUAUGAGGAAGUUUCGCCGACCGAGGUGGAGAGCGUGCUUCUACAAAACGGCGACGUUACCGACGCUCUGGUGACGUCCACGCAGGCUCGAGAUGAUGAUAAAGAUAGAGAGUGCUUGGCAUAUGUGGUUCGACGGGCUGACGCGCAGCUGACCGCCCAGCAGGUUGUCGAUUUUGUUGCGUCCAAGCUCGCGGCACAUAAAGCUCCGACUGGUGGUGUUUUGUUCUGCGACAAGAUUCCGCGCGGAACAAUGGGCAAGCCGCUGAAGAGCGAGCUGGACAAUGUGGUGCCUCUACCUGAUUCAGCGAGGUUUCUUACACUUCCUGCUCAGUAG
Cordyceps militaris CM01 is the source of this 1617-nucleotide messenger RNA. Its product is annotated as AMP-binding enzyme, putative. The transcript is spliced from 3 exons. The coding region runs from base 1 to 1617 and encodes 538 amino acids. Gene Ontology annotation, biological process: secondary metabolic process. The record is from RefSeq and is a predicted model, not a curated record. Lineage: Eukaryota; Fungi; Ascomycota; Sordariomycetes; Hypocreales; Cordycipitaceae. Gene Ontology annotation, molecular function: CoA-ligase activity.